Messenger RNA from Mercenaria mercenaria, 2977 nucleotides. RefSeq lists its product as uncharacterized. Bases 176 to 2356 code for a protein of 726 amino acids. The transcript has 2 exons. The record is from RefSeq and is a predicted model, not a curated record. Gene Ontology annotation, molecular function: protein binding. NCBI's taxonomy places the organism in Eukaryota, Metazoa, Mollusca, Bivalvia, Venerida, Veneridae.
UUUCAUGUUCUACAAACUCUAACAGUUUGAAACACCACUUGUAUGACUUGCUUGUAAAAUAGUUUCAUAAGAUAAUUGUUCAGCCUUAUUUAUUCCGCACAUUUUAUAGAAGCUUGACAGAAACUUUUACAGCUCGUUUUUGGAAUAUCAGGUUUCUUCUCAUCCAUCUCAAAAAAUGUUUCAAGCUCCUGGUCAUUCCGAAAGAUUAUCAUUGAAAUUAUCAGAAGCACUCGGUGAUAUUGAUGUGAAUAAGAGAACAGUACUGAAGAGGAGAAGGAUGUUGUUGUUGUAUGAAUCUGUAUUUAAGGUUAAGGAGAUACUAACAGGAGAAAAGUGGUCCACUUAUUAUUUUGGAAGUCAGGUGGAAGGUUCAACAACUCCAGGACUAAAGUCAGACUUAGAUAUACUCCACUGCAACACUUCCUACAAUGUGAUACAGGAUUGGAGUAUGUGGCAACCAGGUAUGGGGAAUCUUCUAAUGACCAAAGAUGAAACCACAUCUCCGGGCUACUGUCUUCUCCAAUAUCUGAGAACUGAUGAACCAUCUCCUUGCACCUGUAAUUACCAUAGGACACAGCAAGGUUUUCUUGCAGAUGGAAGAGGAAGAACAUUUGUCAACCAUUUUUACACUGACAAAGAUAAGUUUUAUGUUGUAAAUGGUCCAGCACAUUUAUUUCCAGUACUAGAAAAUGGUUGUGUUGUAAAUGGCCCAGCAUUUACAAUUCAAGGAUAUGAUACUUUCUCAGCUAUUGAUGAAGUUAGAGCCUAUCAAUGUAAAACUUGGCCUAAAGAAGCCCAACUCUGGCUAUCAAAGCAAGGCAUAGGAGGGUGGCCCACAGACGAAAUAAAGAGAUACUGUGAGACUACAGGGUGUUUUGUUGUACCAGUAGGCAGUAAGCAUGGAGUUGAUGAAGAACUUGAAUGGAGAAUAUCUACUUCCAAAGCAGAAAGAUGUCUGAUGUUUUGUUUGAACAUCACACAGAUAAGAUGUUACAUCUUGAUGAAGAUGAUUCUUAAAACAGUUAUCAGUCGACAGUGUGAAGGUGCCAUUUCUAGCUUCAUGUGUAAAAAUGUUUUAUUUCAUUGUGUACACACUACACAUUUAAAUCGAUGGCAGGAGCACAAUUUACUUGCAUGUUUAAAAUUUUGCUUGGUGUCAUUGCAGAACUGUGUUAGACAAGUAAAUUGUCCACAUUUCAUAAUACCUGAAAACAACUUGAUGGCUGGGAGGAUUUCUUUUCCAGUCCAACAACAGCUUCUUACAAUCCUGGAAACCAUCAUACAAGAUGAAGUCAGGGCAUUAAUGGAUAUUCCUGUUGAUGACCUUGGCAUGAGAUUUCAGAGGAAGAUGAACAUGUUAGCAGUGUAUCCAUGUGGUUGUUAUUACCACUCCUCAGCUGAUAGGUCUUCUAAGGCUUUAACAAUUUUAAUAUAUCAAUUUUUUCAAAUGGUACGGAAAGUAUUUUAUUACAUAAUAAUCAAACUUGUUAGAAAUGAAAUGGUGCCUGUUCUGCUUUUCAAUGUACUGUCCAUUUUGGUUAAAACAUAUUGCACAGCAGAAUCUGAUAUAUGGCAGAAAUCAGUGUGCAGACUUUUAGCUCUGCAGUUUUGCUCUUCCCUUGGAUCUGUGAUGGCAUCCAGAGACUCUGAUGCUGGCAAUUCUGUAUCCCACUUGGCACUUGCUUUGUUUUCAGCAGGAUUGAACUCCGAUGUGUCAUCUAGCAGGCUGAAAUUUGCAUCUGCAUUAUACUGUGCAGGAGAAACAGAAAAGACAGAGUAUGUUCUUAGUUAUGUUGGUGAAAAGUUUGACUUACAUGUUGUUACACCUGUGUGUGGGUGCAACAAAAGUUACACAUUAACCCUAACACAAGGAUUUAUCAAUAAAUGUGAUACAGGCAAUGAAGAACUUGUAAAAGAUAUUGCAGCUUUUUGUGUUGUGUUCAUGCGUUGUGAAAUCAACUGUGUCCCCCAAGAAUUGCGAUAUGAAAUGUUUCGAUCUACACAAGAAGACUUGCUACAGAGGGAUGAAGAUGAUGACUGGAUGGAUAGUGCAGUGGUGGAUUCACUCCCUUACCUUUACUUCUUACAGUACAAGACUUACAGACACCUUCAGAGAGGAGCAGAUCAACAGCGGGCCCUUUUACAACUUGCCACUACAAUCGAUACCAAUCCAGACCUCGCACACAGAGAAACAGCGCUGAAUUUACUGGGACAAUGUUUUGAACAGGAGAACAGAUACGACGCUGCUCUUUGCUGCUAUAUAAAGUCUCGCAAUAUACGUCCAAGAAACAAUGCUGCAAACAUUCAUAUAUGUAAACUGCUGAGUACAAUUUCUCUCAGGAGAAGGAUACCAUAAAAAAAAAACAGAUGAUACGUGAAUCAAAGCAUGAUAUUGCAACAACAAACAGAUGAACUGGGAAAUGUUAAGCUUCUUGAUUAACUACCUUCAGUUUUACUUUAUACAGUUAAUACAAAUAUAUAUGAGCCACACUAUAAAAAAACCAACAUAGUGCAUUUGCGACCAACAUGGAUCCUGACCAGCCUGUGCGGUCAGGAUCCAUGUUGUUCGCUUUCAAAGCCUAUUGCAAUUAGGGAAACCAUUAGCGAACAGCAUGGAUCCUGACCAGACUAUGCGGAUGCGCAGGCUGGUCUGGAUCCAUGCUGGUGGCAAACGCACUAUGUUGGUUUUCUCAUGGCUCGGCUCAUAUACAGUAGCGUUACUACAAAUAGUAUUUUAACCAUUCAUUGAAGGGUACAUUUAUAUAUUUACUAAGAUAUUUUAAAGUACAAAGUAUCUUUUAUUUAAUAAAUGUUUGUAAAAUAAGAAGUGAACAAAUGGCAAUAAAAAUUAAUGUAAUUAUUUAUGAAAAUAUUUUUGUGGUCUGUAAAUUAUGUAGAAAAGCUAUUUUGUUUGUCACACAGUACAAAUUGUAAGAGAUAUAUUUGUAUAUUAUACUUGUAAAAUGUAAACGUAAUA